ACUAAUAUUGUAGCCACUGGUAGCCAUGGUAGGUUAUUCAUAAUCAGCUGGUUGAUAAAUUGAGAGUAGAAUAUUUCUUUCUGAAAAUAAUAUCAGUUACGCCCCAAUCCGUUGGGGAAGGAAUCACUGCAACCGCUAAAUUUUUGCCUUUCUGGCAGUGGUAUAUCCAUUGAUUGAACACAAAAUUGAUUAGGUAUAAUAAUGGCAGAAAAUGGGGAUAUUAUCGAGGGAUUCAUAUGUCCUAUCUGCAUGACUGAUUUGAAAACACCGAGUCAACUCACAAAACACUUUGAAGAAUUUCACAAUGAUGAUCCCGAAAUAUUAAAAUCACUAAAAGAUUUAUUCGGGAAAGCUAAGAAGAAAAUUCUCAAGCAGGAUGAUAUCAAUGACGGCCUAACUGAGCAAAAUGUAUCAAUCAGUAAACGCAGGACAAGUCCUGAAAUCAAUUGGGGGCCACAGGAAAUUGGUACUGUUAAAACCCAUACUCUUCACUUCAGAGAUAUCAGAAAUGCGAGGCUAGAGAGAUACUCCGCUGAAACUAAUAAGUUAUUAAUUAGAUUGGAUAAAUUAUUAAAUAAUUUGCCGACUGAUCCAAUUGAUCGAAAAGUUCAUGAGAAGACCAUCGUUCCUUGGAUAGAGGACAAAGACGUUAAACUCUGCCCCAACUGUGCGAGAAGUUUCCACCUGGCAAGGAGAAAGCAUCACUGCAGACUGUGUGGUGCUGUAAUGUGUCACGACUGCACGGUGUUUCUAUCUCUAUUAGAUGCCAAGAAAAUGACAAGCCCAGUCUCUGUCCAAGAUGACUCAGCAGUCUCGCCAACAGUCCCCGAGUCACACUUAACAGGUAGAAUUCUCCGUGCUGGAAUAGGUCUUACAAAACUUGCACGUUCUCCAUCAAAUAGUAGUUUAAACAGUGUUUUAUCAUUGAUGAAUGAUCCAGCGAACGGUGAACAGCAUUUCCGUUUGUGUACUCACUGCAAAAAUCUUCUCGAUGCCAGGCAGAGGCUUCAAGCACGACAAUUCUCAAAACCAAUAAUCAACAAAUUUUACGAAACUAUGAGAACUUAUAUGGAGGAGGCGACCAAAUUCAUGACGAUGUACCAAAAAAUGUGGGAGUCCUUUAAUGAAGGAGAAACCACGUACGAUCUUCGAGACGCGCAAAUUCUUCGAGUGAAAAUAGCAAAGAUAGGGGAGAACGUAGACAACAUCAGCAAACGAAUUCUAGCGAUUGGAACAGCUGAUGUGGAAAAUCCACCGCAGGGGCAGGCCCUCAGACUCCACCAGAUGGUCAGAGCCUCAGCCAUGAUUUUUCUGAAAGAGCACCUAGUGACAAUUCCCUCAUUACCGAGCGAAGAGGUGUAUCUUACACUUCAAGAAAAGCGCCAGCAGAAAAUUGAAGAGCGCGUGGCCUUCGAGAGGCAGUUGGAGAUCGAAGAAGCUCUGAGGGAGAGGCGAAAAGAACAGAGAAUCGACCAUAAAAGUGGGAUGAGUGGUGUUUCAUCGGUUAAAAAUAAUGAACCAAUAAUGGAAAAGUCUGAUGGCUGGGGACCGUCAAGUGCAGUUGCAAUGCUCCCUUCAAGCACAAUGGAUCCAAUUAUCGAACAAAUGAGCAAUCUAAGGUCAUACAUAAAACAAGCACGUGCUGAGUGUAAGUAUGAUGAGGUGGCUACACUCGAGGGUAAUUUAAAGGAACUCCAAAGUGCAUACUUUGCUAUGAAACAGACCAACGAUGGUUAAUCAUAAAAAUUAUUAUCACUAACAAUAGAACUUGUAAUCAAAAUAAGUUGACCGAUCUUAUUAAUCAUGAUUGAUAUCCAAUAUCCACAACUAUACCCUUUGAUCUUUACUAGCAUUUAUAAGAAUAUUCAUAUUCAUUCCAAUAAUUGACCGAAUCAAAUCCAUGAUAUUUGUUUUUCACUUUAUCACUGAAAAUUCUGAUGUCUUUUAAGCUCAACUGUUGCAUGUAAAAAUGUUUCGGUGGCUUGUAAAUAAUAUUUACUGAAUAUUUUGUUCCUAUCACCUAUCUUUCACUUCAAGUUUAAUUGUUUAAUAAGAUAUAUCCUAUCUUUCAACUAUUUAUAACGUAAAAUAUGUAAAUUUAUAUAAAAACGACAAGUAUUUAAUUGAAAUAUAGUACAUGAACAAUACAAA
Diachasmimorpha longicaudata is the source of this 2151-nucleotide messenger RNA. RefSeq names its product Rabenosyn-5 (gene Rbsn-5). The record is from RefSeq and is a predicted model, not a curated record. The transcript has 7 exons. Bases 202 to 1737 code for a protein of 511 amino acids. Gene Ontology annotation, molecular function: metal ion binding. NCBI's taxonomy places the organism in Eukaryota, Metazoa, Arthropoda, Insecta, Hymenoptera, Braconidae.